GCUCCAGUAUUCUUAUUUGUCAUCUGUCGUGUUUCCAUAUCCAUAUAUAUAUGUGGAGAGAGAGAGAAGGGAAAACUGUCCAAAAUUUCCAUUCAGGAUCAGCUAUUGAUCAUAUAAUCUAUUUUUUGAGAGAGAUGAGUGGUUUGCCAAGGUCAGAAAUAUCCUUUAGAAGACAAGGUUCUUCAGGGUUGGUAUGGGAUGACAAGUUAAAUUUGGAGGUGAAGAAGAAACACGAUCCAAAACCUGCGGUCGAACAGAGCCCAAGGGAAUAUGUAUAUCGAUCCAGGACAGUUACACUAGCAGUUGAACCGCCAUCUCCUAAGGUCUCCUGUUGCUGUGGCAAAUUUGGGAAGCCUCCCCAUCAUGAAGACCUCAUGGACGAACUUAAAUUCAGGAAGAAGAUUUCUCACUUGUCCACGACGUCAGGAUAUCGAUGGAUGUAACUUUUUUGACUAGCU
Molecule: messenger RNA, 458 nt
Organism: Olea europaea var. sylvestris
Lineage: Eukaryota; Viridiplantae; Streptophyta; Magnoliopsida; Lamiales; Oleaceae
Exons: 2
Coding region: 51-443 (130 amino acids)
Source: RefSeq, a predicted model, not a curated record